Molecule: messenger RNA, 4241 nt
Organism: Python bivittatus (Burmese python)
Lineage: Eukaryota; Metazoa; Chordata; Lepidosauria; Squamata; Pythonidae
Gene: USPL1
Product: ubiquitin specific peptidase like 1
Biological process (GO): Cajal body organization; protein desumoylation
Cellular component (GO): Cajal body
Molecular function (GO): SUMO binding
Source: RefSeq, a predicted model, not a curated record
AUAAAGUUACGUAAAACGCCGAGCACAUAAAAAUACUAUAAAUUUAGGAAGAAAGACUAGUACCUCCAUUCUCUCCCGUCAAACAUAUGGAAGGAACCAGUUUUGAUACUAUAAAAUGGCCAAGAAAGAAACCACCAAUCAAAAGUUUAGAGGGAAAUACCUCGGGAGUUACUUUGCAAUCCUGUAGAUCACCUCCUCGGAGGCUCAACAGGAUUUAUUCUUAAAUAAUUUCAUCUAGGACUGUAGCCUUAAACACGCAAUUUAGUAAGGGAAAUCCUUCUCUGGAGGAAUCUAUUAGAGACCAUGGCUUAAAUCUGGAGUUUUAAAUCCCCGCCGCACCAAAACUAAAAGGAAAAAAGCUCGCUUUCUUUUUUCAUCCUGCAGAAGAACUUUCUCAUUAUUGUAACUUCCUCGCUCCCCCAGUGGGCGUUUCCCAGACUUCAAGGAAAAGAAAAUUCAAACCGCCGUCUUUCCCAGGGGCCUUUUUCCCUUCGCACACUCCUCGCGCACACGCUCGGAAGAAGAGGCGGGGCAGUUCGGGGCGCGGGCUCUUUUUUGCGGGGAACGGUUUCAAGAGGACGAGCCGGAAGUUGCACCAGGCCUGAGCCGGCCUGGACGCGCCGCGAAUGUCGUUAGGGAAGCGCGGCGGGUGGUUUCUUGAGCGAAGCUUGAUCUGGCGUGGCUUUCGCGGACAACGCGUGUGGCGAUCCUGAAGGAUAUAUGGGGAAAAAAUCCUUAGGACUGUUGAAAAUGUUACGAGUGACAUGGUAAUUUAGCCAGUGCCUCAGAAUGAUGGAUUGCCAGAAGAUUGGAAAUGGUUUGCAAGUGACUGAUGUAGGGACAUCUGCACUCCACAUGGUGGGGUAUUUGGGAAAAAAUUGUAAUUCUGCCGAAGUAACUCCAGAUGGAUGCUGCCCAGCCUGUAAAAAGAUGGGUUUGAUGCAACGAAUAAGAAAGUACCACAUCAAUUUUGAAGAAUCUAUUUUCCUGUGUGAAAAUCCACAGUGCAUUUACCCCCUAGGGUCUGCACCACUAAGCACUAUUAUAAUUCCCAGUGAUGCAAAAGGUUAUCCAUCUCAGGACACUUGUGGGAAAAGAAAGUUACUUGACACAAACCUAUUGACCUCUCCUAUUGAACCAUGCUUAAAAUUGACUAGGACUGAUGACUUGAUGGACGCUGAGCAGACAUUCAGAUCUGAUCUUACUCCCAACUGCAAUGGAAAUAAUCUAAUUUGGACUCGGUCAGGGCAGUCUGAUUUUUCACAAGCCAAGCAGCCAACUUUUUCUGAUGUAGCUAAAUCCAUCAACCAGAAAAUGGGCUUGGGAGCUCAGGAAAACUCACCAGAAGUGCUCAGUGUGCAAACCCAGCUAUUGUCAGGCUCUGAAAUGGGUUCAUCAGUGUCUCAGACUCUGCAACAAAGCAAAUCAUCUCUGCAAGAGCCUUUGUGGCUUCAGUGGAGAAAUACACAUGCUCUCUGCUGGUUAGAUUGCAUUCUGUCAACGCUGGUACAUUUGGAAACACUAAGAAUAAUUCUGACUGGAGUCUCUAAAAACAUGUCAGUAAUCCAGAGACUGCUCACAAAAUAUAACCAAGCUACUAUACUUGUGAACACCUGCCAAAGGGAUGAACUUGCUUCAGAAGUUCCUUUAGAUGUUUUGUCAAGAGCUGAAUCCCAUCUAAAUGAAAUCAGGAAUAUCAUAUUUGUCCAACUUCAGCCGUUGCUGAAGUGUAAAUUUGGGGAGGAGGAAAGCCCAGUUUUUGCUUUUCCUUUACUUCUGCAGAAAGAUCAUCAAACAGAGAAUUUCUUUGUCCAUUUUUUUUCCUGGAAGUUUGAAUGUUUGCAGUGUGGCUACCACAUCAGCAAUAGGUGUCAGCAGUUAAUGACGACAUUUACAAAUAUAAUCCCAGAGUGGCACCCACUGAAUGCUGUUCAUGUUGCUCCCUGUAAUAAGUGUAAUCACACAUCUCAAAGAAGAAAAAUGGUUUUAGAAAAGAUCUCUUCAAUUCUGAUGAUGCAUUUUGUUGAAGGCUUGCCACAUAACAAUUUGAUGGCCUACUCAUUUCAAUUUCAAGAAUAUUCAUACCAAGUAACAGCUGUGGUUCAAUAUCAGGAGAAGGCAAAGCACUUCAUAACAUGGAUCUUGACUUCAAAUGGGAUGUGGCUUGAGUGUGAUGACUUAAAAGGUUCAUACUCCAGAAGACAUGAUAGCUUUGGGGUUCCUGCUGCAGAAGUACACAUUGUCAUUUGGGAAAGAAAGCCACCACAAACCACCAAUUAUCUGGAUUUGCAGCUACAAGGUGAAGAAACAAUGAAUGUUUCUUCUAUGACAACAGAAUCAAAAACUCCAAUUAAAUCCUCUAAUGAUGAAACUGAAGACAGUGCACCUUUAACUAGUCACAAAGCAGUUGAUAUGCUGAACCCGCAUAUAGAGGAAGUACAAAAUUUAGUUAGCAAUCAGAAAAAUAAUUUGCUUCCGGGUUUGGAAAACCUGUCUGAUGAUAAUGUUAUAACACUGGAUCUUGUAAGCAUUCCGCUUGAGUCAGGAGGACCGCCCCUAGAAGAUAGACAUAUUGUAGAAAAUAAGCAAAUAAUCACAACAGCUCCACUGCAGUUGCAAGAGUUAGAUCAGAAAGAUGUCUGUCCACUUACCUCUGAAGGAGGUGAUCAAACAGAGAGUGUAGUGGUAGGGAAUACCAGUCAUCCCAUGCAUCAAGGAGAGCCAACUGAUGCAAGUAACUUAGUUGUCAUGCCAUCAGUUAUUUUGAGUAAUGGCAAAAUAAAUUUCUCAUCAGAAAGAUUACUACCGCAAGGGCUAGAAUCUGCAGUUACUUUGGUUCCAAUAGAAGAGAGCCACCCAAAGAAUCCUCAGAAAAAAAUCAAAACAAAAUUGGGAAACACAGUGCUGGGAAUGUCUAAUGUAGAGUCCAGUCGAGAAAUAAUAAAUUCUCACAUUUCUGCUCCAUCUCCCCAAAGUCCUACCUUUCAGUCACCCAGUACAAAUGGAAUUAAAUCAUCUGUAGCCAGUUGGGUAAAUGGCUUACUUGGAAAAUAUCCUUCCUUUAUGCCUAAAAGCGUAUUGGUUCCUAAUAAAGCAAAAAACUGUAAAAAAGUAAUGCAAAAAGAAAUGAAUUCCAGUUCACUUGUUAGGCAUGCAGGCCACUUCUGUGGUUUCCAAGCUAAAUCUUCAGAAAAAAGUAAGGUUGCAGCAUUGGAUUCUUCAUGUAGAACUCUGCCAGCCUCAUCCCCGACCACCUUUUCUGUUGCAAACAUCCCUAUCAAAAAUCAUGACACUGAUAGCAAUGGUGAAGCUGUAACUAAAAGAGCAACUUCAUUGAACGGUUAUACUGAACAAAAUCAGCUGAAAAAAACCUGCAAUGAAAAUCAAAACCCUACUUCUGUUGAAAAUACUGAGUCAUUGAUUGAUAAAACUCAUGAACUACGCUUAACACUUUUACAGCAGCUUAAAGCUAAAAAAGAGAAAUUAGCUUCCCUAGACAAACUGGUAAAAGCUAAGAGGAGACACAGAAACUCUUCCAAGAAAACUAUCAAAGACCAGACAGAGCUUGGAUCCCAAAAGCAGACUGAACUCUUGCAGACAAAUUUGUUAAAUACCCAGCAAAUGCAGACUGAUGUUUGGGAUAGUAAAUCUCUUAAUUCUCCAAGCACUAUGUCCCAGUGCAGCAGUUCAAAUUACGAUGAUAUUUUGUCUGAGCUGCUGUUGUCUCCAGCUAUGACUGUUGGUUCUUUAGAAUUUCCACAGGAAGAAGAAUGUAGAUAUUUGGAAAUGGGAAAUGGCAGUUCAGACACAACGGUAUCUACUGUCCAAAAUGCUGAUUUACAGGUCACAGAUUGUGACCUUAGUUACUUUAGUCCUCUAAAGGAAAAUGGAUUUGAAGGCCACAGAGACCUGUUAGCAAUCAAAUCACCUCUGAAGAAAUUCAGUUUUGAAAGUUCUGCAAAGCAGGAUCUUCUGGAUGAUCUGCUGUCAUGUUCAGUAUUGAAUUCAGUAAUGACUAAUAUUGAAGACUUGCAUCACUUCGAUGAAUCGUUGUUAGCUUGAUGAAUUGCGUUUUAUCAAUUUCCGUAUUUGCCUUCGGUUGGCUUUAAAGCAGGGUGUAAUUUAAAUUCAACCUAAUUUGCACAUGGUUCUACUUGACAUAUUUAAAGUAAAUGUUUUUUUUAUAUUUUUAUUAAUAAAUUGGGUUUGUUUUUCUGCCUCAAAACAGCUGUUAGCUAGAA